AUGAGCAUCGAUGAAAUCAGCCAUCACCCAAUUCUCUUUGCGAUCUUGGUCCAGAUGGGAUGUGGGCACAUGAUUCUGGAUUUUGCAAAGUUUAUCAAGGACGACAGCCUUGCGGAAACACUGAAUUACGACCGCAUCAUCGACAGACUCAAGGAGGUCUUCAUAGGCCCGCCUGAAAAGUACAAGAAGGGGGGAUUCGAAGCUGUGACGAGAGACUUCGAUAAUCGAAGGUGGGCUUUUUGUCCCGCCAUGAAUAUCCUUCAGAUGACGGAGGCACACAUCGAAGAGAACCACAUCCUUCCUGUGUUUUCUUCAAAAGCAAUCAACGAGAAAGGUGGAACAGCGAAUGUGCGGCACUUCAAGACCCAAGACGAUCUCGUAGGCGACUUUGGGUUCAAGGCGGCAUUGAAACGGUCAGAAACUCCCGACCCAGACUUUGGAAAUUACUACGAAUUCGCUGUCAAAACCUUUGACCCAGACAUCAUGCUUGAGUUCGGAGAGUUUGAUCUGGACGAGUAUUUGGCAGCGAAAUACCCACCCGUGCUGAAUGGAGAGUUCAUUGCAUUUUGGAAGAGCAUCUUUCAGGUGGCUGAGACCUUGCAGCGGAUACACGAGCUCAAGUCUGAAGGAGCCGACGGCAAUAUGCAAAUCUUCUCAGGAUGGCAUGGCGACAUCAAGCUUGACAAUAUUCUGCGGGUUGGAAAUGUUUUCAAGCUUGCUGACUUCGGUUUUACGAAGUUCAAGAAGAAUGAAAACUCAGGGCCUGAUGCUGCACACAUGCUAGGUGGAACACUGGCUUAUGGUUCUCCAGAGCGAGACAAAGCGUAUAGAGAAAAGAAACCCACUCUUCAUCUACAAACGAUUGACACGUAG
This is a messenger RNA of Colletotrichum godetiae, 873 nucleotides long. RefSeq lists its product as uncharacterized. The coding region runs from base 1 to 873 and encodes 290 amino acids. The record is from RefSeq and is a predicted model, not a curated record. NCBI's taxonomy places the organism in Eukaryota, Fungi, Ascomycota, Sordariomycetes, Glomerellales, Glomerellaceae. Gene Ontology annotation, molecular function: protein kinase activity; ATP binding. The transcript has 5 exons. Gene Ontology annotation, biological process: protein phosphorylation.